AUGUCUCUAGAUUUUACCGGCAUCUUCCACCAGCUCCUUGGAACCGAGAAGCCGGAAGACGUCAGGGUAUCUCCGUCUCCCAUGCAUAAUGCUUUCUCUACUGCCCGUAGAGAAGUCCUUUCCUUGCGAGAUAUAAUUGUUCAAAACUCGAGCAGCUAUACCGCCACGACUCUCUCUUCCAACACACGUUCCGUGGAAGGCAUGCCAUUUACUGAUGAAGAGUGUGCUUUAUUUGAUGCACGAAUUCUGACCAUUUUCACUCAUAUAAAUAGUCUUGUGGGGAAUAUCCUCAAAGAACUCAAGACAUAUGCAGCCAAAGAUUCCACUGGCGAUGAAUUUGAUGCAGAAGAGAAUGCUCUGGAAGUUCUAGAGCGCCAGCUCCGACGAGACAAUAGCAAAAAUGCGAUCCAGUACUUUGAGGGCGUCGGCAACGUCCUUCUUGCUCAGGUUACGCAGAUAUUUGAAGACUAUGGUUCUCUCCGCGCCAAGCGCCGUGCUGUGGUAUCAUCAGACUAUCUCCGUGAGCGGUCGCAACGGCAUGUUUAUGCGCUGAAUAUGCAGAGAGAUCCUUCGACGAGCACGCCUGCUGUAUCUAAUGCCACACAAGAGGGGUCUGGGCGUGAGGGGGCACCCGUGGACCAUGCUAAAGGAUUGACAGGCAUAUGGGCAACAGUCCAUGCAAUGAAUGACGAGGAUCAUGCUCCACAGGUAAGUCAGAGCCACAUGGGCACCACUAAGGUGCAGGCCACUAGGCGGAUCUUGCCGUCUCUCAUGGAAGAGCUAGACAUUGUCCGGCGCACAGAACAAACAGCCCAUGAAAUUCAGUCUCUGAACGCUCUUUUUGCUGAAAAGGUCAUCGAGCAAUCUGAACAAAUCGAUAGAAUAUAUGCAGUCACUUUCGAAACGUCAGGAACGCUGGACAACGCUAACAAGUACCUUAAGAAGGCCGCUAAGCGGCUCCGAAGCAGCACAAAAAUAACCAUAGUCCUCAUGUGCCUUGCAAUUUUCUGCCUGCUCUUUCUAGAUUAUAUCAACUGA
Molecule: messenger RNA, 1038 nt
Organism: Giardia duodenalis
Lineage: Eukaryota; Fornicata; Diplomonadida; Hexamitidae
Product: Qa-SNARE 4
Exons: 1
Coding region: 1-1038 (345 amino acids)
Biological process (GO): retrograde vesicle-mediated transport, Golgi to endoplasmic reticulum
Cellular component (GO): endoplasmic reticulum; SNARE complex
Source: RefSeq, a predicted model, not a curated record